This is a messenger RNA of Tinamus guttatus (white-throated tinamou), 3652 nucleotides long. The record is from RefSeq and is a predicted model, not a curated record. NCBI's taxonomy places the organism in Eukaryota, Metazoa, Chordata, Aves, Tinamiformes, Tinamidae.
AAUGCAGAACCUUUCCAAGUUACUGUCCGAGAAGACAAUUGUAUCAUUGUCUCCCUGGAAGCAUCUGAUGUGGUGAGCUCAUCCUCUGUAUAUGUUGUGAAGAUAGCUGGAGAAUCCAAGAACUACUUUUUCCAGUUCGAAGAAUUCAAUAGCACUUUACCUGCCCCUGUGGUUUUUAAUGCCAAAUACCAUGGCCUAUAUUACAUAGUAACUCUGUUGGUAGUGAACUCAAAUAUGGUUUCCAAGUCAGCAAGAUCAAUCACUGUGUUAACCAAACCCCUUCCUGUGAGCAGUGUUUCUAUCUAUGAUUACAAACCAUCUCCAGAAACAGGAGUGUUGUUUGAAAUUCAGUAUCCGGAGAAGUACAAUGUUUUUACCAGGGUAAAUAUAAGCUAUUGGGAAGGAAAAGACUACCGAACAAUGCUGUACAAAGACUUCUUUAAAGGUAAAACAGUUUUCAAUCACUGGCUGCCAGGUAUAUGCUACAGUAACAUCACAUUUCAGUUGGUGUCAGAAGCAACCUUCAACAAAAGCACGCUGGUGGAAUACAGUGGGGUCAGGCAUGAACCCAAGCAGCACAGAACAGUUCCUUAUCCACCUCGAAACAUUUCUGUCCAGAUUAUACCAAUCAGUAGAAACAACUGGGAAGAGCACAGUGGAAAUUUUCCAGAAGAAUCAUUCAUAGGACCACAAGAUAACACAUCUUAUGCCUGGCCAGAUUACCGCUAUAACAGCACCGAGGAUGAAGCCACAUCACAGCCGUACUGGUGGUCUAACGAAGCUGAAUCGUCAGAGGGCGAAGAGGAAUUUGUCAACACUACUCCCAAGGAUUAUGAGACCAGUGAAGGGAAUUUGUCAGCAGUGCUGACGCCAGAGCCCCCCUCUUUCCUUCCUGUGCAAAUGGUGCUCACUUGGUUACCACCAAAGCCACCAACGGCGUUUGAUGGUUUCCAUAUCAAUAUUGAAAGGGAAGAGAACUCCACAGAAUUUCUGACAGUAAGCGAGGAUACGCACAAAUUUGUUGCUGAACUGAAAGAACCAGGGAAAUAUAAGUUGUCUGUAACAACAUUUAGUUCUUCUGGCUCUUGUGAAGUUCGGGAAAGUCAAUCAGCAAAAACACUCAGUUUUUACAUCAGCCCCACAGGGGAAUGGAUAGAAGAGCUGACGGAGAAGCCCCAGCACGUGACCGUGACAGUUCUGAGCUCCACAACUGCCCUGACAUCCUGGACAGCCUCACAAGAGAGCAGCAGCAACGGUACCAUCGUGUCCGUCGUCUCUUUGACCUGUCAGAAGCAAAAGGAAAGCCAAAGGCUUGAAAAACAUUAUUGCACUCAGGUGAAUUCCAGCAAUAGCCUCAUUGAAAAUCUUGUUCCUGGUGCCCAGUACCAGGUUGUCGUUUACUUACGGAAAGGACCAUUGGUUGGACCACCUUCUGAUCCUGUUAAAUUUUCCAUUGUGCCCACUGGAAUAAAGGAUUUGACGCUUUACCCUUUGGGACCUACUGCUGUGGUUUUGAGCUGGAACAGACCUUUCCUUGGGGUGUUCAGGAAAUAUGUUGUAGAAAUGUUUUACUUCAACCCAUCAACGAUGACCUCAGAGUGGACAACCUACUAUGAAAUAGCAGCAACCAUCUCCUUAACCGCCUCAGUGAGAAUAGCCAACCUGUUGCCUGCCUGGUAUUACAAUUUCCGGGUUACCAUGGUGACCUGGGGAGACCCGGAGCUGAGCUGCUGUGACAGCUCCACCAUCAGCUUCAUCACAGCACCAGUGGCACCUGAGAUCACCUCCAUCGAGUAUUCCAACCACCUUCUGUACAUCAGCUGGAGCUAUGGAGGAGAUGGUACUGACCUUUCUCAUUCCAGGAUGCUGCAUUGGAUGGUCAUUGCAGAAGGAAAGAAAAAAAUCAAAAAGAGCGUAACACGCAGUGUGAUGACUGCAGUGUUGAGCUUGCCUCCGGGGGACAUUUACAACCUUUCAGUGACAGCUUGUACUGAAAGAGGCAGCAAUACUUCCUUGCCCCAGCUUGUGAAAUUGGAACCAGCCCCUCCAAAAUCACUGUUUGCUGUCAACAAGACUCAGACUUCAAUAACUCUGCUAUGGGUGGAAGAAGGAGUGGCUGAUUUCUUUGAAGUCUACUGCCUGCAGGCUGGAUCUGGUCAAGAAACAAAAGUCCAGGAACCUAUCACUGUCUCAUCACACGUAGUGACAAUCUCCAGCCUAACCCCUGCCACUUCCUACAACUGCAGCGUGACCACCUUCAGCCACAACAGUCCCAGUGUCCCCACUUUCAUUGCUGUCUCCACUAUGGUCACUGAGAUGAAUCCCAACGUAGUGGUAAUCUCUGUGUUAGCCAUCCUAAGUAUCCUUCUGAUUGGACUGCUUCUGGUGACUCUCGUUGUACUGAGGAGAAAGCAUCUGCAAAUGGCCAGGGAGUGCGGGGCUGGAACCUUUGUCAAUUUUGCAUCAUUAGAGAGAGAUGGAAAGCUUCCCUACAACUGGCGUAGAAGUGUAUUUGCUUUCCUAACUCUGCUACCCUCAUGCCUUUGGACUGAUUAUCUUUUGGCAUUUUAUAUUAAUCCUUGGAGUAAAAACGGGUUAAAGAAGAGAAAGCUGACCAACCCCGUCCAGUUGGAUGAUUUUGACGGCUACAUCAAGGAUAUGGCCAAAGAUUCAGAUUAUAAAUUUUCUCUGCAAUUUGAGGAGCUAAAACUGAUUGGGCUUGACAUACCCCACUUUGCUGCUGACCUUCCCAUGAAUCGCUGUAAAAAUCGCUACACAAAUAUCCUACCAUAUGAUUUUAGCCGUGUCCGGUUAGUUUCAAUGAAUGAAGAAGAGGGUUCCGACUACAUUAAUGCCAACUAUAUUCCUGGUUACAAUUCACCCCAGGAAUACAUUGCAACACAAGGGCCAUUGCCAGAAACUAGGAAUGAUUUUUGGAAGAUGGUUCUUCAACAAAAAUCUCAAAUUAUUGUUAUGCUCACUCAAUGUAAUGAGAAAAGAAGGGUGAAAUGUGACCAUUAUUGGCCUUUUACGGAAGAUCCUAUUGCAUAUGGAGACAUCACGGUGGAGAUGCUGUCUGAGGAGGAACACACAGACUGGGUUUAUAGGAAUUUCCGAAUUAGCUACGCCGAUGAGGUGCAAGACGUGAUGCAUUUUAACUACACUGCCUGGCCUGACCACGGGGUGCCCACGGCCAACGCUGCCGAAAGCAUCCUGCAGUUCGUGCAGAUGGUCAGACAGAAGUCAGCAAAGAACAAAGGGCCCAUGAUUAUACACUGCAGUGCUGGAGUGGGGCGAACAGGCACCUUCAUAGCCCUGGAUCGGCUCUUACAGCACAUUCGUGAUCACGAGUUUGUAGAUAUAUUAGGUCUGGUGUCUGACAUGCGGUCCUACAGGAUGUCCAUGGUACAGACAGAGGAACAAUACAUUUUUAUUCACCAGUGUGUGCAGUUGAUGUGGCAAAAGAAGAAGCAGCAGUUCUGUAUCAGUGAUGUCAUAUAUGAGAACGUCAGCAAGUCCUAGUUCAGAAUCACAGGUGGUGAGACCAUGAAGCACACCCAUCUUCCCUUGCUUCUGAAUUAUUUUUUCUUUGGAUGGUUUGAACUGCCUGUUGUUCUGCCAUGAGAGGUCACUGCUUUGCAGUACGCGGACA